Molecule: messenger RNA, 1890 nt
Organism: Ictalurus furcatus (blue catfish)
Lineage: Eukaryota; Metazoa; Chordata; Actinopteri; Siluriformes; Ictaluridae
Product: T-cell surface antigen CD2-like
Exons: 6
Coding region: 599-1591 (330 amino acids)
Source: RefSeq, a predicted model, not a curated record
UUUAAAUUACAACACGGUUUUAAAGAGAUCGAUGAGUACUGUCUAGAGGAGGAAUGUUGCAUCUGCAAUCAUUUAAGGUGGAACUACGAUCCACUAUCGUAUUUUUAGUUGGCACCUUUGUGAACUAAUCUUAAAGAUCCAUUUAGACCCUUAUUUCACUGUAGAAAUUAAGUUAAGUCUGUGUUGUUACUUUGCCAGUUUGAUAGCCACAGUACAUGGUUGUGUUUUCAGGAGCAGUAAUUGAGGAACAAUUUCAAACCUCUCAUGUUGUAUGUUCAAGCUCCCCUUUUCAGCUAACAUUACAUUACUCCAAAUGGAAAGAGAGGUGAUGUACUGCACACACCCAAGUGACUGUCCCCUUUUGCAUUCAGAUGCAGAAGUGUCUCUCUUUUCUCAUGGUUUCCACAACAUACACUCAUACUUUGAGCCAAGCCCACUUAAGGGUGGAGACAUUCUGUCAUGUUUAGUUGUGGUUUGUUUUGUGCACAUCUGCUUUUAAGAACACAAAUGCACCUUGUCCUUCCUUUUGCAUGACCACACCUACAACCAAAACUCAAAACUGUUUCUCCAUUUGUCGCUAAAAUUUUUAAGAAGGAAGAUGAACACUAAAGGCAGUGUUAUAGUCUUAUUCCUCUGUUUCCUGAUUCUGUUUACCUUAACAGACUGUAGCACAUGUCAGAAAAAUAUAUUAGAAGGGGACAGUCUCACUUUUAAACUGACUGACAGGCAGCUUAAGGAUGAUGAUCGAUUCACUAUAAAAAAAGACAAUAAAGUGGUAGUCCCCAAAAGGAAUAGGAAACAAGAGGGACCAGGGAUCGUCAAAAAUGAUUCCCUGGAAUUCCAACAUGUGAAAUUGAAUUAUUCUGGGACAUACAGUGUUGAGGUAUUUGAUGUGAAUGGCACCAACAUAAAAUCAUACUCAGAAAUCGUCUGUGUUUAUGCAAAAGUCCCAAAGCCAAGAGUGAAUAUUACAUGUCAGGAUGAGACAGUUGACUUGAGAUGUGAUGUUGAAGUUGACAAAGAUCAAAGAUCAGCUAUAUCUUACAGCUGGCACAAAAAUGGGAAAGAAUUCAAGAAGAAUGUAUUUAACUUCUCAAUAAAUGUUGAGGAGGAUAUAUUAAAUUAUACAUGUACUGCCCAGAAUCCAGUUCAUAAAAAUACAAGUGAUCCAGUAGAAGUAGCAUGUUCCGAUACGCUCUUUGGUUUAGACCGUUGGACCAUGAUCAGCAUCUUUGCUGGUGGAGGUCUCGUACUGUUAUUGACGAUUGUGCUAGUGACUGUUGCCUGUCGUCAAUGUAAACGCAGAGAGAAACAACAGCGAGAGCUCAGACUGAACUACGUCAACAUCUCUUCAUCUCCUGGUCAACAAAAACAGCAAGAGCAAACAGCAAAACAAAAGGCAAGACAUCAGCUGGUGCUUCCAGACACCUAUGACAAGGUUUCUGCCCAAGAAGUAGCUCAAGCAGGAAGCAUGAAGAAGAAGCGCACUCGGCCUCCACCAGCUCCAAUAGAUGAUGAAGAGGAACAACUUCCACCAUUACCCAAACCGAGGAAAAACGCACCGGUUAAAAAGUGUGAAGGACCGUUGUGAUGGAGGAGAGAGCACACCAGUCAGAAUUAUCAAAACCCAGGAUAAGCAGAUUGCGUCCAAGAUGCUGCAGUAUUAACAGAGUAUUAACACAUACAAGAAAGAAAGAACAAGUCACACCUUUCUGAGCAUCUUUGCACUGGCUGCCUAUGUCUCUAAAUGACUCUGUUACACUUUGGUUUUUAUGGUCAAGCACUAGCUGGUUUCAUCUUCUAUUAAUAAAGAAAAAAAACCGCCGCAGCGGAAACAGCUUUCUGUCACUGUGCACGAAGGAUGUUCAUAACAUCAGUAUCCAGCAUAUG